Molecule: messenger RNA, 859 nt
Organism: Ooceraea biroi (clonal raider ant)
Lineage: Eukaryota; Metazoa; Arthropoda; Insecta; Hymenoptera; Formicidae
Product: zinc finger HIT domain-containing protein 3
Molecular function (GO): protein binding
Source: RefSeq, a predicted model, not a curated record
AGAUGACAGCACCUUAGCCCGUCAUACCACGUGAGAUAAACGUGACCAGUACGUGCGGCCGGAUGUUUGGAUAAAUUGCAUGUCUAAAUUACGAAGUCACGAUGCUCAAGACUUGUUGCAUCUGCGAAAAAGAUAAUUCACCUUACAAAUGUCCCAUCUGCAAGAAACCUUACUGCUCCAUAGCAUGUUGCAAGCAGCACAAGACUCAGCCCUGCGAGCCUCCCGAGUUACCUGAGAAGCCUGAAGAAGAGCAUCAAGAGAAUCACGUGAAGUACGAGUUUCCCAGACAAGACAUUGUGUCUGCGGAGAAGCUGCAGCAAUUGCGUCACAGUGAAGAACUGAAAUCCUGCCUCAGGAAUCCCCAUGUGCGCGAAAUGAUGAAGAGUAUUGUAAAUAGUCAAAAUAUGACCAAUGCGAUAGCAUCAGCCAUGAGAGAACCACUAUUUGUAGAGAUGGUAGAUGCCUGUCUGAAAGUCGUGGAGCCACAAAACAACCAGUUGAACCAGAUCGAGUAAUCUUUGUCAAGUAAGAUUGUGAUAUAUUCUUAGGAACGUGUAUAUUCGUUUAAUACAAUAUUUUUGUAAGUUUUCAAUUGCAUAAAACAUUGAGACGAGAGAGCUAUGCGCUGUAUUUAUACACAUAUUCUUUCUCGCGAACAAAUUAUGACAGAAUGUCAGAAAAUGGAGAGAUUUUUAUCUUGCUCGUGAAUGAAUGGUUUUAUUAGACGAGUCGAAAAGUCGUGGCAGUGUUCAGUGUAAUGUGAUGUUACAAGUGAUGUCAGAUGGUAAUGCUGUUUUUUAAAUGUUAAUAUAUAUUUCAUGUAUUUUAUUUUUAUCUUACAAAAUAUAAAAAUUUAUUG